AUGACUUCCGAAGGAUUGCAAAACGGCCAUGCCGCUUUCGAGACCCCAGCCAACCGAGUGGCUAAUGGUGAGAUACCAGAGAAUUGGGUCGCUUGCGCGGAACACCCUGUCUACGCACGACGUAAGCUCCGGAUGGUCUGUAUUGGAGCAGGUUACUCUGGCUUGACGUUAGCACACAAGAUUCACCAUGAGCUAAAGCUCAAUAAUGUGAUGGAGCUGGUAAUAUAUGAAAAGAACUCCCAGGUGGGCGGAACUUGGUUUGAGAACACGUACCCAGGAGUGGCCUGUGAUAUCCCCGCUCACGCGUAUACGUUCCUGUUCGAACCCAAUCCUAACUGGUCGCAAUUUUACGCCUCCGGAUCAGAGAUCCACCAGUACAUCCAGCACACCGUGACAAAGUGGAAUCUUGAUAAGGAUAUACAAUUCAAUUCUCACGUUAAAGAGACAGUCUGGGAUGAAGAGCUAGGAAAAUGGAAAAUUCAAGUUGAUCAAGCUGGAACGCUCAAACAUGAUGAGGCCGAUAUCCUGGUGAACGCUACCGGGUUUCUUAGUAAAACUAACUGGCCGGUGAUCGAUGGUCUGUCUGAUUUCAAGGGAAAAUUGGUCCACACCUCCAAAUGGGACCACGAAUAUGACUGGGCCAACAAACGAGUCGCGGUUAUUGGAAAUGGCUCCUCGGGUAUUCAGUGUGUAGCGGCCAUGCAGCCCAAGGUCAAGCAACUUGUUAAUUUUGUUCGCAAUCCAACCUGGGUAUCAGUCAACUUUUGCGCCGAGAAAACCCACGACGGAAGCAAUUUUAAGUACACGGAGGAGCAAAAAAAGGAAUUCGCCGAAAAUGCUGAAGCUCACUUUAAUGUGAACGGGUUUUUCUACGGCAUGUACAAGGACCACCCAUUUCAACUAGGCUUGACGGCGGCUUGCAAGCAACAGAUGGCGGAGCGUAUGAAAGGAAUUGGAAAUUCUGAUGUGGUAUCUAAAAUGCUUUCUCUUGAUUUCAACCCUGGUUGUCGUCGCCUCACUCCGGGAGAUGGAUAUUUGGAGGCGUUCGCCAAUUCAAACGCUGUCUUGACAUUUGAUCCUAUUGAACGAAUCACAGAACAUGGAAUCAUGACCAAAGAUGGCAAUGAGCAACAGUUUGACAUGAUUGUUUGUGCCACCGGAUUUGACACAACGUUCAUUCCCUCCUGGAAAUUGAUCGGUCGCAAUGGCGCGAUCCUAGAUGAGCGCUGGAAGACAAACCCAGAGGCAUUCUUUACUGUCCACGUAGACACUAUGCCCAAUUACUUCAUCUUCAACGGGCCCAACUGUCCAAUCUCCCAUGGCUCAGUCCUGACAGAGAUCUCAUGGACGUGUGAUUACAUCUUGAGAUGGGCCAAGAAGAUUGCUACAGAGGAUAUCAAGUCAAUCGAUGUCAAACGCGAGGCUGUCGAUGACUACAAUGUCUAUGCCCAGGAGUUUUUAAAGCGAAUGGUGUGGUCCGACGGUUGUCGGAGCUGGUAUAAGAACGGCAAGGGGUCUGGGCAUGUCACUGGCGUGUAUCCGGGAUCCAUCCUUCACUACAAGGAUUGCCUCGACAACAUUGGUGGCGAGCAUUUCAAUAUCCAGUAUCGUUCCAAGAACCGAUUCCAUUUCCUUGGAAAUGGAGAAAGUGUCCAUGAUAAGCAUGGAGCAGGUGACUUGGCAUACUACAUGGACGAUCUGAAAAUCUCUGCUCCCCAGAAAUGA
Molecule: messenger RNA, 1725 nt
Organism: Penicillium lagena
Lineage: Eukaryota; Fungi; Ascomycota; Eurotiomycetes; Eurotiales; Aspergillaceae
Product: flavin-containing monooxygenase
Exons: 7
Coding region: 1-1725 (574 amino acids)
Molecular function (GO): flavin adenine dinucleotide binding; N,N-dimethylaniline monooxygenase activity; NADP binding
Source: RefSeq, a predicted model, not a curated record